CAAAACGAACGACAAACAAGGAAUACUACAAUCCAAAACAACGAAAUGGCUCAGGUUCAACAAGUGACACAAACCCAACAAGUUGAACAGAUCAACCUUCAGUACGAGUGCCAUCAUCGACAUGGACCCCUCUUCCUCCUGCAGCCCUGGGCCUGGGGUGGCCCAUGCCGUCGCUGUGAGCGCAUGCAACGCAAUGUGGUCGUGGUGCCCGCUAAUGGAGCUAAUGGUGUUGUAACUGUUAAUUCUCGGGUAGCACAACCCGUUGUGAUGACAAACACCACCACCACCACCAGAUCGGUGCCAGCGCAACAAGUUGUAUACGGCCAGCCGCCCAACUACACCGAAACGGUGAUCGUCAACUAAUCAAAAAACCGAGCUCUUCAUUUGGAUGCGGAUUUAUAUUUCUAUAUAGCAAUGCAUUAAAAUAAAAUUUUCAUAUGCCUAAGAAAUAAAGCUGACAUUUCUUUCAAAUGAAA
Drosophila grimshawi is the source of this 476-nucleotide messenger RNA. RefSeq lists its product as uncharacterized. The transcript has a single exon. The record is from RefSeq and is a predicted model, not a curated record. Bases 46 to 363 code for a protein of 105 amino acids. NCBI's taxonomy places the organism in Eukaryota, Metazoa, Arthropoda, Insecta, Diptera, Drosophilidae.